This is a messenger RNA of Necator americanus (New World hookworm), 726 nucleotides long. RefSeq lists its product as uncharacterized. The record is from RefSeq and is a predicted model, not a curated record. The coding region runs from base 1 to 726 and encodes 241 amino acids. NCBI's taxonomy places the organism in Eukaryota, Metazoa, Nematoda, Chromadorea, Rhabditida, Ancylostomatidae. The transcript has a single exon.
AUGAUCCUUAAUAGGAUUGAAAAAGUCUUGGAUGAAGGACAGCCAUGCGAGCAAGCAGGGUUUCGAAAAGGAUUCAGCACGAUUCACCACAUUCACACUGUUUCGAAACUCAUCGAGGUAUCACGAGAGUACAAGAUGCCGCUCUGUCUCACCUUCAUCGACUUAAAGAAGGCUUUCGACUCGGUUGAGACGGAAGCGGUCGUGGAAGCCUUGGACAACCAAGGCGUCCCUACUCAGUAUAUAAAGGGACUUCGAGAGUUGUACAGUAACUUCACGACCGGAAUUUCGCCAUUCUACAAGAACAUCAUCAUUGACGUGAAGAGGGGGGUCCGACAGGGCGAUACAAUUUCACCCAAAAUAUUCACAGCCACCCUCGAGAACGCAAUGCGAAAGUUGGAAUGGGACGACAUGGGAGUGAAGGUUGAUGGUCGGCAGCUACACCAUUUGCGCUUUGCUGAUGGCAUUGUACUGGUAACACCUAGCAUCAGCCAAGCGGAACGAAUGCUGACCGAAUUCGACGAAACAUGUGGAUGCAUCGGUCUUCAGCUGAAUCUACAAAAGACGAUGUUCAUGCGGAACGGAUGGGUCUCGGAUACCCCAUUCACGCUCAACGGAACGAACAUAUCCGAAUGCACCAGCUACGUUUAUCUGGGUCAGGAACUGAACAUGAUGAACGACCUGACUCCCGAGCUGGGCAGGAGGAGACGAGCGGCUUGGGGAGCGUAG